Knipowitschia caucasica is the source of this 3528-nucleotide messenger RNA. Lineage: Eukaryota; Metazoa; Chordata; Actinopteri; Gobiiformes; Gobiidae. The record is from the annotation of a GenBank genome assembly.
AUGGACUCUCCUCCCAGAGACCAGACCAGAUCCAAGUUCUCUCCACCCAAAGACCAGACCAGACCCAGGUCCUCUUCUCCCAGCUGGGACCAGACCAGACCCAGCACAAAGACGCGCUGUGAGAAGAGGAGCGACAAAAGCGCGCAGAGCUCCGCGGGACAUGGCCUCGACACUAACCUUCUGGACUGCAGUGUUGACGGUCUGGUGGCUCUGGCGCUGGGAUCCUCGGUCUACCUUUGGAACUCACACACCCGAGCUUUAGUUGAGCGUCUGUGCUCCAGUCCGCCUCCAGGACAGAGCUCUCACAGCCGCUCGGUCCUCAGUCUGAGCUGGAGCAGCGACGGCAGAACGCUCUGUGUCGGGAACCGCAGCGGAGACGUGGAGCUGUGGGACGUGCAUCGCGCUCUGGUUCUCAAACUGUGGUCCCAUCAGGCCGCGGUCAGAGCUGUGUCCUGGAGGCAGGACGUGGUCAGCAGUGGUUCGGUCCUGGGACUGGUCCAGCACCAGGACCCGCGGGGGGGAGGUCCCGUGGGGUCUGUGUCGGUGCAGGGCGGGGUCUGUGGUCUGCAGUGGUCUGAGGCGGGACAGCUGGCCUGUGGCACGGUCCAGGGCCAGGUCCACAUAUGGGACAAAAACACUUAUUUACAACCACCUGUGAUUACUCUGGACCUGCCCUCAUCUGUCAAGGCGAUGCAGUGGUGUCCAUGGCAGCAGAACACCAUAGCAACCGGUGGAGGAUGGAGAGACGGAGCAGUGAGGAUCUGGGACACAACGUCUGGGACCUGCCUCAGCUCCGCCCAAACCAACUCUCAGAUCUGCAGUCUUCGAUGGACGGGACAGAAGCAGAGGCUGGUUACGGGCCACGGCGUACCCCAACAUCACAUCACAUCCUGGGUCUGGGACCAGCAGGAUCUGACCCUGACUCACCAGAACUUAGUGUUUCUGGACGAUACACCCGUGUUUCUGGACGAUACACCUGUGUUUCUGGACGAUACACCCGUGUUUCUGGACGAUACACCAGUGUUUCUGGACGAUACACCCGUGUUUCUGGACGAUACACCCGUGUUUCUGGACGAUACAUCUGUGUUUCUGGAUGAUACAUCUGUGUUUCUGGACGAUACACCCGUGUUUCUGGAUGAUACAUCUGUGUUUCUGGACGAUACACCUGUGUUUCUGGAUGAUACAUCUGUGUUUCUGGACAAUACACCUGUGUUGCUGGACGAUACACCUGUGUUUCUGGACGAUACACCUGUGUUUCUGGACGAUACACCUGUGUUCUUCCUGCUCUGCUCAAACGAUGCAGCUCAGAUCAUCAAUGGGACCGAAGUCACUCCUCACUCCAUGAAGUUUAUGGCCUUUCUCAAAAACUUUAAGAUCUCCACGGUGACACUGGGAGCUCACAACAUCAGACUGGAGGAGGCCACAGCACAGAUCCGACACGUGAAGCAGAUGAUCCCACAUCCGUGUUACGACAAAGAGGAAAAAGUCCACGACCUGAUGCUGCUCAAGCUGAAGAAGCCGGUGAAGCAGACGGAGUGGGUGGGGGUCCUGAGGGUGGGGCCCCCGGUGCAGGACCCGGCCCCCGGCAGCUCCUGUGUGGUCGCUGGAUGGGGGGCCCUGAAGUACGGGGCCAAGAGAGGCUCUGACGUCCUGAUGGCGGUGAACGUGACGGUGGUGAACAGAGACAAGUGCAACUCUAAAAACUACUACAACCUGCGUCCUGUCAUCACACACGGACACGUCUGUGCAGGCUCCGACGGGACCAGCCAGGCCGACUCCUGCCAGGGAGACUCUGGAGGCCCCCUGCUGUGCAGACAGCAGCUGGUGGGAGUCACCUCGUUCGGGAUCAGCUGUGGAACCAUCGACAAACCUGGAGUCUACACUUUCCUCACCAAGAAACACCUGGAUUGGAUCCGAACAUACGAACACUUAGAAACAGUCAGUAAAACUACCUCCACUUUCCACAACCAUUUUAGCUUUGAUACAACACCUCCCCCUUGGACUGCCACCUCCCCCUGGACUGCCACCUCCCCCUGGACUGCCACCUCCCCCUGGACUGCCACCUCCCCCUGGACUGCCACCUCCCCCUGGACUGCCACCUCCCCCUGUACUGCCACCUCCUCCUGGACUGCCACCUCCCCCCUGGACUGCCACCUCCCCCUGGACUGCCACCUCCUCCUGGACUGCCACCUCCUCCUGGACUGCCACCUCCUCCUGGACUGCCACCUCCUCCUGGACUGCCACCUCCCCCUGGACUGCCACCUCCUCCUGGACUGCCACCUCCUCCUGGACUGCCACCUCCCCCUGGACUGCCACCUCCUCCUGGACUGCCACCUCCUCCUGGACUGCCACCUCCCCCUGGACUGCCACCUCCUCCUGGACUGCCACCUCCUCCUGGACUGCCACCUCCCCCUGGACUGCCACCUCCUCCUGGACUGCCACCUCCUCCUGGACUGCCACCUCCCCCUGGACUGCCACCUCCCCCUGGACUGCCACCUCCCCCUGGACUGCCACCUCCCCCUGGACUGCCACCUCCCCUGGACUGCCACCUCCUCCUGGACUGCCACCUCCUCCCCUGCCACUCCCCUGGACUGCCACCUCCCCCUGGACUGCCACCUCCCCCUGGACUGCCACCUCCCCCUGGACUGCCACCUCCUCCUGGACUGCCACCUCCUCCUGGACUGCCACCUCCCCCUGGACUGCCACCUCCCCCUGGACUGCCACCUCGCCCUGGACUGCCACCUCCCCCUGGACUGCCACCUCCCCCUGGACUGCCACCAUAACGUGGUGGGGGAGUUUGAGCACUCGGACGAUGCAGCUCAGAUCAUCAAUGGGACCGAAGUCACUCCUCACUCCAUGAAGUUUAUGGCUUUUCUCCAAAGUAAACAUUCUUUCUGUGGAGGAACUCUGAUCCAUCCACAGUGGGUCCUGACGGCAGCUCACUGCGGCAACUCCAGUGCAGACUUUAAGAUCUCCACGGUGACACUGGGAGCUCACAACAUCAGACUGGAGGAGGCCACAGCACAGAUCCGACACGUGAAGCAGAUGAUCCCACAUCCGUGUUACAACGAAGACGAAGAAGUCCACGACCUGAUGCUGCUCAAGCUGAAGAAGCCGGUGAAGCAGACGGAGUGGGUGGAGGUCCUGAGGGUGGGGCCCCCGGUGCAGGACCCGGCCCCCGGCUCCUCCUGUGUGGUCGCUGGAUGGGGGGCCCUGAAGUACGGGGCCAAGAGAGGCUCUGACGUCCUGAUGGCGGUGAACGUGACGGUGGUGGACAGAGACAAGUGCAACUCUAAAAACUAUUACAACCUGCGUCCUGUCAUCACACACGGACACGUCUGUGCAGGCUCCGACGGGACCAGCCAGGCCGACUCCUGCCAGGGAGACUCUGGAGGCCCCCUGCUGUGCGGACAGCAGCUGGUGGGAGUCACCUCGUUCGGGAUCGGCUGUGGAACCAUCGACAAACCUAGAGUCUACACUUUCCUCACCAAGAAACACCUGGAUUGGAUCCGAACAUACGUUAAAUAA